UUCGCUGCAAACUACGAAUGCAAAUACAAGUCCAAUCAAUUUUCAUAAAUUGCGGACAAUGGACACCAAUUUAGGAACCCAAGUGAAGAUCAUGAAUUCGAUCGACAACAAAUUGACAAGCGCACCACAUUCAAUACAAAAGUCCAGCCUAAACCAACCGAGAGAUGCGGCCACGCAAGUUUUGCUCACUUGCAAUAAUAUUGAAACUGAUAUAUCUUUCGCGCCUAUAUUCGAGAACCAAUCGGCUGGAAUCAUAAGUGGGGAUAUUGCCUUUUAUAAGCCAUGCGGAAUGAAUACAGAAUCACUGAAACUGGAAACGACUCACGUCAACAAAAGGUCUGUGAUGACGUCGAAAAGCAACAUCGUUGACACCCCAAAGACUGGCUCGACGGCAUCAAAACCAAAGAAGAAAGUAUCAGUGAAGAUUUCUACUCCAGAACAAAUAUUGAACGAUAUCAUUAAAACAGACUUGGCCACUGAAACGGUCACGCCCCGUUUGAAGCGUACAGAGCCCAAUAUCAUGUCUAUAUCGUCAGCCGAGAUGCUGCCGGUGGCUGUCGUCACUUCAGACUCGGAUCUGCCCCCCACUGGUGGUCAUACUGCAAAGUCAACGGUGAGCUGUCAGUGCGAGACUAGCCAAUCUCUCAAGUGUCGCUGCAAUGAUUGCAAAACUGUUUCUGCUGCAGAAACGUUACAAGUAAGUAAAUCAACAGCGCCACAAGAUACGGCAACUGAAGAUAGAAGCAUUGGACCAUGCCAAGAUAGCCAAGAAUUUAUGUAUGAGAAAACAACGUCAACUCAAAAUGAUACAGACAUCAAACAGACUCGGGAGCUGUCGACCCAGGCCCUUAUUAAUCAGUGGUACCAGUCGCAAAUGCUUGUGGAUACAGGGACAGCUCCAAUUGCCGUAGAAAACAAGUCUACUUUAGUGCUAACUCCAGUUGAACAAAAUUCUGCUUCAGUAGUCACGUCACUAAACAAGAAAACACAGUCUACCAAUCUAGAAAAGGGUAGUGAAACAACCGUGCAACAUGCGUCUGUAGCGAUCAACACGAACUUGGGCGUAGAAAGAAGAUCUGUCGGUCAGUCAUUAGCUGAUGUUUUCUCGAGGAAAACAUUGCACAAAUCUAUGAUCGAUACCUGGGCGCAGUACAGUCAUAUUUUGGAACAAAGCAAUGAAAAACAUUCAAUUAAGUCGGCUCGCAUCGGGCACAGUAAGCUGAUUUCGUCCCAACCGCUGAACGCGUCUUCAAUUGGAUCGAGAGCGACCCGACGAACCUACUACGAUAAUGAAACAGAGCCGAUCCUGAUGCCUCCACACAACUCCAUCGCAGUGAUGACCUCAGGGCCCUUCGACGAAGCCUGCGACACUAAAGAACUCGCAGAACAAGUUUUGCUAUGCGGUUGUGCUCGACUUGGAUGUGAUAUAGAAACUAACACGCUCUCAGACGUCAAGCUUAUUCAAAAUACGAAUUGCUCCACCCAAAUAUACCCAAACCGGCGUAGCCAGAAUUUAGAUAAGAGCAUCAGCUGUGCCGACCAAGGGGACCGCAUUAUCAAUACCAGUACUUUCAACCAGGGGCUGUAUUUCCCAGAGCGUUCGACUGCAGAUCAACUAAGUGCCUUGUCCCACCUCAUCGGCCAGCCAAUAUCCUCGCAGAUGACGUCAGACGCCAGCACCAUCCUGUCCAGCAACCUGGACGCUGCUAAGUGGAUCAAGAGAUGCACUAAUGCAGAUAAAGAAUACCAAUCCCUACUUGACAUAGAACAGUCCACGUUGGAGACUCUGAAGCAAGCGUCGCUUUCUAUUGCCAGCUCUAACAAAUCAUCGAGGUCAACUAAAAAGUCACUCAAAAUUGUGAAGUCAAAACAGAGCGUGGUAUGCAGUAUGAAUACAGUUGCAGUGGCAACGCCUCCACCUCAAAUGGGAUCAGUAUCAGAUGACAGUUUAGCUGACGUUUUACCAAUAAGUUCCGUCACCAAAAAAAUAUCACCGCCGAACACGCUCAAGAAAACUUCAGACAAAUUCACUUCAGAUGAUGUAUUAUCGAAGAAUUUAAAAGAAUCUAUUCUCCAAACUUGUCCAGAUAUUUCUGACGCAGCAACUGACACGAUAGUACCGAAUACGGAUUACCUAAAGUCUGCAAGCGCUCUGACGUCAAAGUGUGUUUUACCGGUACCGUCGAUUUGUAGUCAAAGCAAUGAGAAUUCUGAUUGUGUGUUCGUAUACGACAAGCCACGCUGUGCAGUACAUAAGCAACGUAUUGAUGCAUCGGUACAGAUGUCGCAUAAGCAAAACUAUGGAAGUGAUGACAAAGGCCCAAAUUGUCGAGAGCAUGCGAUAGAUCAAAUGGACAUGGACGUGUAUCCCUCGGGCAGCACUUACGAGCAGAGACAUCAGGGCAACAACGUGGUUGCUGAAGUACUGACGCCUAAAGCAGAGUACGUAUUCGCGUACGACACGCCACGGGCGUCACUGGAGGACUCUACGCAAACGUGUUCCAACUGCCACGCCAGGCUGCUGGAGAUACCACCGUAUUUCGACUCAGAUUUCGUCGAGGAGCGUAUGAAGACCCAGCUAGUGGGUUCUUGCAGAUACUACAGCAACUUGUUGACUAAGCGUUUGGGCCGCGUAAAAGAAAAAGUAACGAAACGCCUGUCGCCGCCACCUACCGAGCAAUGCCUGUACUUCUCGACCGUCCCAAAGCUGUCCUACGCCGAAGCUUGCACCAUGAAGCCGAGCGGUCGCGAGGACCUGGGCUGCCAAACGAUAAGGAACCAUAUGCCAAGCCACCAUAGGGCCGAGUUUUCCAGGCCUAUGUCAUGUUGUGCAUUGUCACCGAGCCUCACGAACAUCUGUGGGGGCACAGACAAGAACCAUUUGAAGUCUGUGUACUACAUGCUAUCAGCAAUAGAGGGCAGGAUUAGACGCCUAAAGAGAAAUAUCCCCAACUGAAUGGCACCAUUCCUCUUCACGAGCUUAAACCGUUUGUUCUUGAUGCCGCUAGAUGGCGGUAACAGAAGUUAGCCUUCUCCUUCAGAACAAACUUGCAUCACUUGGAAGAACUUUCUUUGUAAUGCCGAUAGAUGGCGGUAACAUUGGAAAAGAUUUUAAUUCCAGAAUCAGUGAAAAAUUUAUAAUGCCUUCUUUCCAUUUUAUCAUCCCACUAAAUGUGAUGCUGUAUCGAUGCAUACUGGAUGUUUACGGUUAUCAAUUGUUAGUAACAAUGUCAGUUUUGUGGUAAAGUGAAAAAUAAACAUGUAUAAAGUUUAUCCUGUUUUAUUUUGAAGUGUAAUCUGGCGCACAAUCACGGAAUAUUUUUAGUCUCACUCCUUGUUUAGGAACUUCAAAAACAAAAGACGGCUUUUCUAGGCGGGAAAAGCAUUUACAUAAUUAUUAUAGAACUGAUUACCUACUGAUUCACUAGAAUAUCAUUCCGUUCGUUUGUGAACUGUUCCAAAAUGUAGCGAACCCAGUCCCUUAUAAUCGACUAUUUGUAUUCUCACUUAAAUAUCUAUCAUAUAAAACUUCAAAUUUUUAUUUGCAAAAUGGAAUGUGUAAAACGGAGUGAGACAGAACAUAAACAAUUAACCGGACUAAAUUGACAUCUGUGACCAUUAUUUUCAGUACAAUAAUAUUUUUUGCUAAAAUUUACAUAGAGAACUUUACAUUACGAAAUUACUCAAGUAACAAUAUAAUUAUUAAUUAUUAUAAGCAGUUCUGUUAUAAACUCUGGAGCGUUAAGGUGAGUAUAGACUAGAGCAUUUACUUGUAACAGAAGAACGAGUAGCGAGCCGCUCUAUGCAAUGUCUUGUCAUCUAGUCCCAUUUUUUUUUUAAUUAUAAAUAACUUGAAAAAAUUGAACUGCCUAAAGCGGGAAUUGAACCCAUGACCCUCUUCCAACUGAGCUACUUAGACACUGGAUGAACCCGUCGCAAUUUUUAAAUUUAAUACGUGGUUACGGCCAGCGUUUGUUUCAUCAAUCUUGGGUAUACCUACCCCUAAACAUCAAACAUAAAUAUUGUUUAAAAUUUAACUGUCAGUUAAGAUGAAACAGCUCUUUACAUAGUUAUUUCAUUUUUAGCGUUAAGAGUCGCAUGAUCGCAUCUCAAACUAAUUUAAUUAAUUAAUUAGUUUGAGAUGCGACUCUUAACGCUAAAAAUUAAAUAACUAUCUAGCGUCAUGUCACGAAACAACCAUUUUCUCUUUUACCGUUAUUUUACCAUACCUUCAUUACAUAGAAAUGCUCUAGUCUAUACUCACCUUUAGUAUUAUACAAACACCUACCGAUAUAAAACAAAACAAAUAAAAAAUCUUUUUUCUUUGCCCUUUCCGAUACAACAAGCUAUAUACAAAUACACAGACACAUUCCCUGUAUAGCACACGAAUCUUUACAGCCACUUCCUUAACAAAAAAAACACCCCUUUUAAAUGUGUGCGUCAAUAAACAAUACACAUAGAGAAAGACGGUAAAUCUUUAAUAGGUGUUAGGAUGAUUUUCACACAAAUCAUGAUCAAUGUCCGUAGUCUACUCACAAUACUAACUGUACUUUCUAUUUGUACUGCAAGAUUUUUUUUAUGCAUAACAAGGCAGUUAUUUGACCACAAUCGCACCUGAUGUUAAGUGGGAUGUAGUCUAGGAUGGUACAUAUCUGCCCUGUAAGUGCCUAUUCACUCUCGCCUUGAAAAGGACCGGAUUAUAGUCUUCGGGAAAGACAGCAGCAGGUCCAAGAUUAUUUUAGACGUUUACUUCCUUCUAAAUGUAUAUCAUAUAGUGGCGCUUGCUAUACUGAUUCACACUUUUUUCAAUAUCUAAAUAAGUGGGAAGCAGUAUUCAUUACAACACAUAAAAAUUACCGAUAAACCUCAUCAUGAUUAUUAUCAAACAAUUUAAGAUGAUAAACAGCAAAUGUAAAAAACAAAUUUUCAAAGAUAUUUACAAACUGCGAUAAAUUUCACAGUAUUUAUUGCAUCAUAGAUUAGGGUUAUUAAAAUUAUAUACAAUCAGUCAACAUAGCUUAGAAAUACAUUAACAAGUGAAUAAAAUAAAUUAAUGAUUGUCUUGUCUAUUCUAAAAGGAUUAUACA
Ostrinia furnacalis (Asian corn borer) is the source of this 5087-nucleotide messenger RNA. RefSeq lists its product as uncharacterized. The coding region runs from base 59 to 2956 and encodes 965 amino acids. The record is from RefSeq and is a predicted model, not a curated record. The transcript is spliced from 27 exons. NCBI's taxonomy places the organism in Eukaryota, Metazoa, Arthropoda, Insecta, Lepidoptera, Crambidae.